Molecule: messenger RNA, 2574 nt
Organism: Talaromyces atroroseus
Lineage: Eukaryota; Fungi; Ascomycota; Eurotiomycetes; Eurotiales; Trichocomaceae
Exons: 1
Coding region: 1-2574 (857 amino acids)
Biological process (GO): mitotic spindle organization; cell population proliferation
Cellular component (GO): cytoplasm
Source: RefSeq, a predicted model, not a curated record
AUGGCACUUUCCCCCUUGUCGCCAUCACAUGGCAAUUCUCGCGUACGAUAUUCAUCUCCUGCUGCACAUGUCACGCCGUCUACUGUGCUACGUCGUCGAGGCAUCGAUGAGAUAAUGUCGUCCACAGACCAGCACGACAAAGAGAACGCUUCGCCGAAGCCUGCAAAACGGGCUCUUUACUCAUAUGAUGGAAGUGCAGAUGACUAUGAUGACACAUAUGAUUAUGAAUUGAAACAUUCUGCUACUACUACUGCUGCUACUGCUGCUGCCCACAGCAGUAAUAGUAUUACCGAGUAUGGUGGUGGUGAUGGUGAUAUGACAGAAGACCUAAACCUCAAUGCCGGUCCACCGAGUUCACCAUUCCAGAUUGACGCCCGCGAUGAUACGGUUGAUAUGAACAGAUUGCAGGCGAUGACAAUGUCGACAUCGCGGCGGACGUUGCCGGAGAAAAAGCUGGGUCCGGAAAUUUAUAUCGACGAAGAAGACCGACUUGACGGCGAGUUUGAUCACAACGCGCAAAACUUUGUACAGAGCAAGGCCUACGAAACUGCACCUGAAAUGUCCGAAAUUGACAAUGCUGCCGCCAAGAGUUAUGAUUGUGACGACCAAAAUGACGAUGGUGAUAGUGUGAUCCAGAACGAGUCAAAACCGAUGGAAACCCCGCAAAUUGGUAACAGCAUUAUGGAAGAGCGGCUUAACGAAGAAAUGAGCACUGUUGCACACCUUGUCUCUGACGAUGAGCCUAACGCAAAGAUCAAUAAUAAUGAUCCACACGACAACGAUCCAAUGGACGAUACCUGCUUCAGCACAUUUUCGGCCGUUCCGAACGUCGACAUGACCCUUUUUGCUAAACUGGGAGCUUCGCCAACAAAGAAAAUUGUAGAGUCACCUGCAGUCUCCAGAACUCCCGCCUAUGCUCGACGAUCGAAGGUAUCUACACCGGCUACGGCGCAUAGGCGAGGAUUCAUCGAUAAUGCCGAUACCUCUCCAACUCCGCAGAGGAGGGGUCACCCCAGUCACGACGACAGCAUGAAUCUCCUUGACUUCUCUGAUUCUGUCAACUAUUUUCAACGAGUGUCGCAACGCUUUUCGAUGUCCGGAAACCGAGCUUCAAUGUCUCCUAGACGGCGAUCGCCUUUCAAACCUCGCGAGUCUAUGCGCAGCCCUGCAAAGUACAAUCUGCUUGACUUUGACAUUCCGCCACCGGCAACUCCGAUGUCAAUUCCUUCUAUCACACCUCGCGAGCUCGAAUCCUUAAAGUCCGGAUUUCUAUCCGAGAUUUCCUCGCUCAAGGCUACCGUCAGUGGCAAAGAAGCCGAGGUAUCUAGCCUGAAGCAAGCCGUGGCCGAUGCAGAACGUCGCGUGGGGGAAGCACUUGAGGAGGUCCGUAACGAGGCUAUUAGGAAGGAGGCUCUCGAAGUGGAACAGGCUGAAUGGGAGCGACGCGGGAAAGAAAUGGAGACAGUGCUGCGUGAAGUUAGAGCGGAGAUAAUCGACGGGGAAUGCGAACGGGAACGCCUAACCAAGAAGAACGAGGAAGCGGAGAGACUCAAGGAGCAACUCGAAGGCAAAAUUGUUGAACUCGAAAGCCAACUCGAUGCUGCUGAAAAGGCGGCAGCCGCCAACCCCGUCGCCAAUUCAGCAUCAGAAGGUGACAUUUAUGGAAACAACAGCAAUCAGGGAAUGAUGACAGCAGAGCAGUCUGCAAAAGAAGUCCAAGAGGCCGUGGAAAGGGUUGCACGCGAACUACACACGCUAUACAAGGGCAAACACGAGACGAAAGUAGCAGCUCUGAAGAAGAGCUAUGAGGCUCGAUGGGAAAAAAGAGUCCGCGAAGCCGAGAACAAACUCCGCGAAGCCUCGGAAGAAGUUGAGCGACUCAAGACGGAGCGCGAUGCAAGCAUGUCCGGUCCUCUCAUCAACCCGAACAUGAGCGUGCUAAGCGCCGCCAUCGGGGGUGGACGCGAAAACGAAGAACUUGAGACGGAAAAUAAGGUUCUGAGUGCGCAAAUCAAGGGCCUCGAGGAACAGUUGGCGGUGAUCAAGAAGGAUAACGAGCAAUUACAUGCGGAACUGAAAGUUGAGCGUUCCGAGAAGGGCGAAUUAGUCGCUGCUGUUGAUGAGUGGUUGGCCAUGCAACAACAAGCUCAAACCGCUCCUCUUCCUCCUUCUGCAAACUCACGAGAAGUCUCGAAUUCAUCCUCUUACUAUAUUGCGAGUGAACAAGAAGCCCCCCCUUCCUCAUCCUCUAACAAUACCCAUAAAAAGGAUGACCAAACCCAAGCCCAGCAACCAAACACAUUCAGACGCAGCAUCAGUCGCUCCAGCACUACCAGCAGUCUCCGCCCGCCAUCAUCCGGUAACAGCAGCAAUAGCAACAACGAAAAACGAAGCCGUCUGAGCAUGUACAGCGGUAGCAGUAGCAGUGGAGGAGGACACACGCGACACAACAGCGGUGGUGGAAAUGGGCGCUCAAUCGCCAUGCCGUCGUCUUCGGCUGGUAGUACUACUGCGACACCGGGACGAAGUGGGAUUAUGAGCUCGAUUGAACGCAUGGGUAUGGGAGGAAGGUAG